Magnusiomyces paraingens is the source of this 2139-nucleotide messenger RNA. RefSeq lists its product as uncharacterized. Gene Ontology annotation, molecular function: oxidoreductase activity; FMN binding; flavin adenine dinucleotide binding. The record is from RefSeq and is a predicted model, not a curated record. Bases 1 to 2139 code for a protein of 712 amino acids. The transcript has a single exon. Lineage: Eukaryota; Fungi; Ascomycota; Dipodascomycetes; Dipodascales; Dipodascaceae. Gene Ontology annotation, cellular component: cytosol.
AUGAACACCAUCUACGUCCUAUAUGCCUCGGAGACUGGAAACUCACAGGACUUGGCUCAGUUGCUGGCUGCUCGUCUUCGAAGACUCGCUGUUGCCACCGGUCCGGCCAUCUCUGAUCCGACCGCUCCUAUUGGAAACAUCAUUGUUUCUUCGUUCGAUGAUGCUCUUCCAGGACUUGUAGAUCUUCUCAAUACUCAUCUUGAAUCGCCAAAUGCUUCCAAAUCAAAUCUAAACCUCUUUUUCCCACUCGUGUCCACCACAGGUCAAGGCGAAAUGCCCCGAUCGGCUCUUCGCUUCUGGAGAUUCAUCCUGCGAAGAAACCUUCCUUCAACUCUCUUUUCUAGAUUUUUAUUCUCAUCCUUUGGCCUGGGUGACUCUUCAUAUCCACGAUUCAACUGGGCUGUCCGCAAACUCCAUGCCCGCCUACUCCAGCUUGGCGCUUCCGAGAUUGGUGUUCAGGUCCCGCGAGCAGAGGCCGAUGAGCAAUCUUCCGAUCCUUCAACUGACAAGGUCUACCAAGAAUGGGAAGAUCGCAUUGUUGGUUACCUUGAAAGUCUCGACGCCUUUAAGGACCCAAGUACUGGCGUUGGACUUCUCAACGCAAUUCCAGACGAUACCAUUUUAGAUCCCGUCUACCCAAUCUCUUUAACUGAAAAUGAAUCAUCACCCCUAGAUCUUUUACCUGAAAAUAUUCUUGCAACUUCUGUAACUCGUGUGGAUUCUCCUAAAGUCUUCCCAGCAUCCAUCACAUCGUUGACAAGAAUAUCUGCUCCAUCGCAUUACCAAGAUGUGCGUCAUCUUUCACUCAAGUUACCCGAAUCUCUGCAGUACUCCCCUGGUGAUACUCUCGCAUUAUACCCGUCCAAUUCUCCGGCUGACGUUCAGGCUCUUUUAGACCACAUGGGUUGGGCUCCUCAUGCAGAUAAGUUGAUUACAGUCCCAGCCUCCUAUAUCGCCAAGGUUUCACCAUUUGGUGGAAAGCUUGUCGAACCUUUGACUCUGCGGAACCUUGUUCUCCAUCACUUGGACAUCAUGUCUGUUCCUAGACGAAGUUUCUUUUCCGCAAUCUGGCGUUUCUCUCAAGUUUCUGAAACCAUAGAACCAACUGUCCUAGAUCCCUCGGGAAAAAAAGAUCCAAAUUCACCGGAACAUGCAGUCCUCGAACGUGAAAAACUUAAAGCCUUUGGAUCUCAAGUCGACGACGAUACCCUUCAGGACCUCUACAAUUACGCCAACCGACCUAGAAGAUCGAUUCUUGAAACUCUUCUCGAAUUUGGCUCCCUUGGUAAGGCCCCGGACGGUUCUCCAAGAGUCCCAAUCUCAUACAUUGCCGAUAUCUUUCCAGUCCUCCGACCACGUCUCUUUUCUAUUGCCUCAGCGCAAACAGGAACCACUGCUGAACUUUGCAUUGCCAUUGUGCGCUAUAAAACAAUUCUUCGCCGCACUCGCCGUGGCGUUUGCUCUCGUUGGCUUGAAGACUGUGUUGCGCCAGCAGUGGCUGCGCGUGGUUCCGUUCCAGUUGCUAUUGCACUUCAGAAAAACCACCUUUUUAAAUCUGCACCUCCACAACUGGCCGCAGCAUCUGUCCCCAUACUGUUAAUCUCUGCAGGAACCGGUGUAGCACCUGUCCGAGCACUUGUUGAAUACUAUCGUGCCAAGUUUGCUUCAAAUCCAGAGGCGUUCCCAGAACUUUACGUGUUUUUCGGAUGCCGUGCACGUGGAGCUGAUUUUCAUUACGCAGCUGAAUGGCAGGCUUUGCUUCAAGAUCCUGUCAUUGGGCCAAAAGUCCAUCUUUAUGUGGCCUUUUCACAGCCUAACUUGUCGCCUGCCAAUGCCCCUACUCUUGACUUUGGGCCCAACUACAAUAUCCUCGAGGGCGUUCAUUUGCAAGCCCAUAUCUACGCCCAACGCACUCGUAUAUCCGAGCUUCUCCGCGACCGUGCAGCUCUCGUUUAUCUCUGCGGGUCUUCCGGAAAGUUCCCCACAGAAACCCGUUCGACUCUUAUCACUGCCUUGACUGAAACUCUUGGUGGAUAUGACACAGCUUCCGAAAAACAAAGUGAAGAACUCAAAGAGUCAGCAACACAAUAUGUCCAUGAUAUGGAGCAGCAGGGCCGCUUUAUUCAGGAAACUUGGUAG